Alternaria rosae is the source of this 966-nucleotide messenger RNA. Its product is annotated as RNA polymerase III subunit Rpc25-domain-containing protein. Gene Ontology annotation, molecular function: nucleic acid binding. The coding region runs from base 126 to 773 and encodes 215 amino acids. NCBI's taxonomy places the organism in Eukaryota, Fungi, Ascomycota, Dothideomycetes, Pleosporales, Pleosporaceae. Gene Ontology annotation, biological process: DNA-templated transcription; transcription initiation at RNA polymerase III promoter. The transcript is spliced from 4 exons. The record is from RefSeq and is a predicted model, not a curated record. Gene Ontology annotation, cellular component: RNA polymerase III complex.
CACUAGCGCAGCGCCAGUGGUUACCCAAAGGACUCUCACCAUCAACUCCAUUGUCUAUAUCCACCAUGUCCAGGUAGCGACCGUUUCUCUGCCCUCAUACCCAUGAAGCCUCCAAAGCUGCGAUCAUGUUCAUCCUUACCACGAUUCAAGACUUGAUACAAAUCAAGCCACAGGACUUCGAGAAGCCUAGCGCACAAGCUAUCAAAGAUGUAGUCAACGACAAGUACAGCAACAGGAUCGUUCCUGGCAUUGGCCUUUGCCUCUGCAUGUGGGAUCUCAUUUCAGCUACCGAAGGUUUGAUCGGCCACGGGACUGGACUUGUCAAUGUCAACAUCGAAUUUCGUAUGACUGUCUUCCGCCCUUUCCGUGGCGAAAUCAUCUACGGAAGGAUCAAGUCAUCCAACGAAGAAGGCAUCAUCCUUGACCUGGAGUUCACCUCAGAAGUCUUCGUUCCCUACCAGAACCUGCCAGAAAACUCGUCCUUUUCUAAAGCCGAGAUGGUGUGGAUCUGGAACUCUGAAGGCACAGAACUUUUCUUCGAUAAGGGUGAGCCAGUUCUGUUCAGGGUAGAGCAUGAGGAGUGGUAUGAUCAACGGCCGACCAUUAUAGAAAAGGAUGAGAAGGGCGAGAUCAUUGAAGAGAGACCGACGGCCUGGAAGAUAAUAGGCUCCAUGGCUCAGCCUGGUCUUGGUCCAACUCUUUGGUGGGCCGAAGGCGGAGAGGAGGAAGAGGGCGAAGAGGGCGAUGUCGAAAUGGAGGGCGCCGAGGAAUGAGCGCUUCUUGGUGGCCACUAUACGCUAUUAUUCCCAUUUCGCCUUCGAGAAUUGGGCGGGAUCUCACGGCGGUAAUUGGGUAGUUGAUAUAUCAACGCGAAGCGGAAGUCACUCACAGCUCUCCAGCCACCACGAAUCUUUACCCUGAUUAUCAGUUCUAUUUGCUACAAGAAUAUUCCGUGGUCAAUAAACU